AUGGCGACUAGUAAAAAAACUAUGGAACAAUCACCACCAUCGACGAAUCCCACUCCUAAACGGUUAUGUGGUGGCAUUGAUUUAAAACAAGCGUUUGUCCAGACGUUGUUGAAUGAUGAAUCAUUGCAGUCAGCUGUUGCUGAUGUCGUUCAGAAAAACGAUAACUCAAUUACAGUAGCUGCUGAGAAAAUCGUUGAUGUUAUGUUUGACACCCCCUUAAAACACUUAUGCGAUCAGAUUGAAUUGUUAGAAAGUCGUACUAUUAAACUCGAACAAAAAACAUUUGAUUUGGAGCGGUACAAUCGAUCAUUUAACUUGCGGUUUUAUGGGUUUGAAGAGAGAAGAACAAAUGGUAACAUAGAGAAACGUGUGUCCGAAUUUUUAACAAAAAAUCUUGAAAUUAAAAUUCAUCAUCCAGUUAUUGAAAAUUGUCAUCGGGUUGGUGUUAAACGUACUGGUAAAUCCCGUCCUAUCAUCGUUCGUUUCCAUUCGCGCCCUUUUCGUCAAUUGAUUUUGACAUCCUUAACUAAAUUGAAAGGCCAAAUUAGAUGUGCUUUUGGAGUCCGGCGUUCUCGGGCGAUGCGACUAUACUGAGGUGGUCUCAUGUACGAGUGAACGAUGAAGUAUUGAAGAGCUGUUACACAUUGAAUUUGAAAGUAAAGUAUAUAU
Molecule: messenger RNA, 669 nt
Organism: Didymodactylos carnosus
Lineage: Eukaryota; Metazoa; Rotifera; Eurotatoria; Philodinida; Philodinidae
Source: the annotation of a GenBank genome assembly